Messenger RNA from Python bivittatus (Burmese python), 6538 nucleotides. The record is from RefSeq and is a predicted model, not a curated record. NCBI's taxonomy places the organism in Eukaryota, Metazoa, Chordata, Lepidosauria, Squamata, Pythonidae.
AAUCACCCGGAACUUGCGGAGCGGCUGAAGUGGCCGGGAGAAGGAGCAGGCGGAGGAGGGAGAGGCGUGCUGCUGCCCUGAGUAGUUGGAUGUAUUUUCCAUCAUGGUGGGUGAAAGAAGGAAUGGAAACCUUGGGCCAAAACUACAAGCCUAUCCUGAGGAGCUAAUCCGCCAACGUCGUGGACAUGAUGGACAUACUGAAUAUCUGAUUCGCUGGAGCAUCCUUAGUUUGGAUGACAGUGUAGAAAAUACCACCCAUGCUGCUUCAACUGAGAACAAAAUGGAUAACAUUCUUAUGUGGAUGUCAGCAGAAGAAGUUUAUGCUAAUUGCCCCACACUAUUGGGCAAGAGGAAGCCUGAGGGGCAACGAGUAAAGGAGGAGAAGUCACCUAACGCAUUCCCACCUGAUGUCACAGUGGAUGAAGCUUCCCUGCAUGAAAUGAAGGCUGAUGUCAGAAACCUGGUACAGCGUGCUAAUCGACAGAUGGCCAGGACAAGUGGUCCGGAAUCCUCCAUCCUUAAUACUGUCCAUGUGCUCAGUGCUUAUGCCAGCAUUGGCUCAUUGACAGGUGUCUUUAAGGAAACAGGUGCUCUGGAUCUGCUGAUGAAGAUGUUAUGUAAUGAGGAGAAGCAAAUCCGUCGUAGUGCAGGCAAGAUGCUGAGAGCUUUGGCUUCUCAUGAUGCAGGAAGCCGAGCUUAUGUUCUUUUGUCCCUGAGCCAGCAAGAUGGCAUUGAACAGCACAUGGAUUUUGACAGUCGUUAUACUCUCUUGGAGCUUUUUGCUGAGACUACAUCCUCUGAAGAGCACUGUAUGUCCUUUGAAGGGAUCCAUCUUCCUCAGAUUCCAGGGAAGCUGCUGUUUUCUCUAGUGAAGCGCUACCUGUGUGUUACUUCCCUCAUGGACAAGUUAAACAGCACCACAGAAUUGGGAGGGGAACAUCAGGACUCUUCAGCCCCCAGUUCCACCUUUGGGGAAAAGAGCCGGGUACAGCGGGAGUUUGAUUUCAGCAUGGCCAUGGCUAACCUAAUUUCGGAGCUGGUCCGGGUCAUGGGCUGGGAUCGCAGCCAAGAAAGAGAACUUCUGUCUCUGACGAAUGCACAGCCUCGAAUUAUUCGAUCCAUCUUCCAGCCCAAGGGUUCCACUUGUACUGCUGUUCAGGUGCCUUUAGUAACUUCAAACCCUUUACCAAGAAAAAAACAAGGACAACCAUUUUUGACUCUGUCAGAUUUUUCUAGUCGCAGCAGCUAUGUUGAGUAUGUGCAGGAGAAUCUUAAGCCAGGAAUGACUGUGCGAAUGUUGGAAGAAUACGAGGAGAUUGAUGCUGGGGAUGAGGGUGAAUUUCGUCAGAGCAAUAGUGGAAUGCCUCCUGUACAGGUUUUGUGGCAGUCUACUGGCCGGACCUAUUGGGUGCACUGGCACAUGAUAGAAAUUAUUGGUUCUGGGGAGCAAUAUGAAGAGGAUGCUGCACAAGAAAAAGUAUCUAGUUUAACAGAGAACCUAAAACUACCCACAGCUACUCAGACAUUCUACUGCAAACCUCUUGGAGGACUUUACUGCCUACCAUACCUAAUGGAUCACCUAAAUGAGAAUUCUGGAAUGUUGAGCCGGGCUGAAUGGUGGGAGCUACUUUUUUUCAUUAAAAAGCUAGAACAACAUGAACAACAGGAAAUUAUUCAGUUCAUCCAGAAGAAUCAUGAAGAACAGCUGUUGGAACUAGAUGAAGAGGGCCUGAUUCAGCUGUCAAUAUCAGUAGAGUUGGCUCGGAAACUCUUGCCACUCUUGAGCAAGUACUGUCAAGGCUGCACCCAAAAUGACUUGCAGAACUCCCACAUCUAUCUCAAAUAUACCUUCAACAAGGGAGGGACAGAGCAAGGCUGCCAAAGUUUGGACAUGGCCUCUGCGAAAGAUCGUGGCCUUUCUGAAGCCAUGGUUUCCAAAAAGCCAAAGGAGUCACUCUCUACUGAAGUGUCUUCUCCAAUGCCAUCCAUGACAGAGAAGACUGACACACAGCUGAUUAAUGAACUUCUUGAAGUAGAAGGACUUUUCUUCCCAGACAUACUAGAUGAAAAAGCCAAAGCUUUCUACAGUGUGAAGGUGUCAGGAAAGAGGAACUCUUUGGAGAAGCUUGCAGAUAUUGUAGACAUAAUACAGAAAUCUAGUUCUGAGGUUGCACUACAGAUGGCUGGACUCAGAUUCAUUAUCAAGAUCUUGGAAGAUGAACCUGGUCAAGAAAGACAAAUUAUUAAAGUAGAAAGUGGGUCCUCAAUCAGAGAGAAGAUGGUAAAGAUGCUGGUGGAGCUGCUCAGCAACCAACUAAAGGAAAAACUGUUGAUGGUGACAGCAUUACGACUGCUUUAUGUGUUAAUGGCAAAGUAUGAUUGGCGAGUCCUUUUUGCCACAGAAGGCGGGGUGCGUGCUGUGCUGGGCUGCAUGCAGGAGUAUUCCACUUCAGCAUUGGUACAGCAGGCUGGCUUGGCCGCACUGAAAAUAUUAGUGGGUGCUGGGAAUUGCGAGCUGCUUGGUACCAGUGGGAAGUCAUACCCUCUGAAUCAUUCGGAUGCUCAAAUGAUGCGGGAAAUUUUUGCCAGCAUUGGUUCUGCUUCCAACAAAGAAUCUGAUAAUUUACUAUGUGUAAUUCGUGUUGCUAUUGAGAAGAUGUUGGCUACACCUGGAGCCUCAUCAGCAGUGCAGAAUGGGCUGUUGGUGUUAAACAUGCUGAUCAACAAUCACAAGGGCCUGGCAGAACAGUUGGGAAGCUGUGACCUCCGCUCGGUUCUGCAGAGUUGCUGCCAAACAGGCCAGAGUUCCAACGAGAUGUUGGCUCGGAUAGUGCUCAAUCGUUUGGCUGAGCAUAAAUUGCCAUUGAGCCAGGAAAAUGCAGAAUCUGAAGCCUCCUUUGAGUUCAAAGAUAUGGAUGUGCCGACCCUGCUGAGAAACCUCCAUGAAACCAGCUUUUCAAAAGAUGUGGUGCUAGCACUGGAGCACUGCCUUUGUGAUGAGGGUGUCUACCCUGAAGGAAAUGGAACUGACUUUUUGCCAGAUCAUGAGCACUUCUUGCUGCUAUUGAAAACCCUAGAACAGUUGGGAGCUGAAAAGACUGUCCAGAUGGGCAUGCUGAGGAUUUUGAAUAAGUUUUUGGAUAGUUCCCCAGAGGAUGCAUUGCCCUGGCAUGAGUGCAUCGAGCCUUGUCUGUCCUCAAUGAGUGCCCACAGUAGUGAACGGGAGGUUGUGCAAGAGUUCAUCCGCUUCCUACAUCGUUUAGCUACCACCAACAAAGACUGUGCUGUUGUGAUGUGUCGGGUAGGCACAAAGGAAGCUCUGACCAAAGCUAUGGACAAGCACAACUCCAACCUGUUGUUGGUGACAGAGCUGCGGGACCUUGUGACUGAUUGUGAGAAAUAUGCUAGCCUUUAUAAGAAGAUGACAACCAGUAUCCUGGCUGGUUGCAUUCAGAUGGUCUUGGGACAAAUAGAGGAACAUAGGCGUAGUCACCAACCUAUUAAUAUCCCCUUUUUUGAUGUUUUCUUGCGCAACCUUUGCCAAGGUUCUAAUGUAGAGGUGAAGGAAGACAAGUGUUGGGAGAGGAUAGAAGUCUCUUCCAAUCCACAUAGAGCCAGUAAGCUGACAGACAAAAAUCCAAAGACUUACUGGGAAUCUAAUGGUAGCACAGGUUCCCAUUACAUCAAUAUCUACAUGCACCGUGGAGUGGUAGUCAGGCAGAUGACUUUAAUAGUAGCUAGUGAGGAUUCCAGCUACAUGCCAGCUCGGAUUGUUGUGAUGGGAGGAGAGAACACAUCUAGCAUCACUACUGAGCUCAAUACUGUGAAUGUCCUACCUACAGCUAACAGGGUAGUUCUUCUGGAGAAUAUGGUCCGCUUCUGGCCAAUUAUACAGAUCAAAAUUAAGCGCUGUCAACAGGGUGGCAUUGACACACGAGUGCGUGGCAUUGAGGUGCUAGGUCCCAAGCCCACCUUCUGGCCCAUCUUCAGAGAGCAGCUGUGCCGGCGUACAUAUCUCUUCUACACUACCAAGGCACAUACUUGGUGCCAGGAAAUCAUAGAAGAUCGGAUGCAGCUGCUACAGCUUUUCAACAGAUUGAACAGCGCCUUGCGCCAUGAGCAAGUAUUUGCCAAUCGCUUCCUUCCUGAUGAUGAGGCUGCACAGGCUCUAGGCAAGACCUGUUGGGAGGCCCUGAUCACUCCCUUGGUGCAGAGUAUUACUUCUCCAGAUUCUAGUGGCAUCAGCCCCAUGUCAUGGCUACUAACUCAAUACCUGGAAAAUUUGGCGGCAGCCCGGAAUUCCAUGAGCCGAGCUUCCAUCUUCAAUUCCCGUGUUCGCCGUCUGAGCCACUUGCUGGUGCAUGUGGAUUCUACUGGCCCUGAACCUGAGGAGCUGAAGCCUCCUGUUAAAUCCAAUGGGAAGAAUGGUAAGAACAAGGAGUUGAGCUCAGGAGUUGUCAAGCCAGCAGUGAAUAAACCCAGCUGUAUGACAGGCAUCACACAAUGCUGGAAAGACGUAGUACAGCAGCAGGUGAAAUGUUUCUUGGAGUCCUCCUGGCAGGCCCCUGACUUUGUGGAACGAUAUUGCAGCACCUACCAGCGCCUCCGUGCUGCCAUGGAGGAGCUUUUUGGACAGCAGAUCUCCUUCAUGCUGGCCUUAUGCCAUGGUUUCUCUGGAGGCUUGUUGCAGCUCUCCUUCCUGACAGCCAUGCACGUGAGUGAGCAGUUUGCUCGUUACAUUGACUGGUGGAUCCAAAAGAGCUGGGCAGAUUCGGGUAAUGUGGAGACCCUACAAUGUCUGCAGCGGAGCCUGGAGCCCAUCCUCUUCCUAGCAGACCUGGAGUUGGCCAACACUUUUGAGCGGUUCUACCGGUACUACCUAGGAGACCGUCUUCUGUCUCAAGGGAAGACAUGGCUGGAAUCUGCUGUAGUGGAACACAUUGGGAUCUGCUUCCCCAACCGUUUCCCUCAGCAGAUGCUGAAGAACUUGAGUGAGCUGGAGGAGCAGCAGCAACAGUUUCAUCUUUUCCAGUUGCAGCAGCUGGACAAGCAUCUGCUGGAACUAGAUCAGCAUGGAACUCGUGAAGAGGAGGAGAAAGAAAGUGAGAUGAUGGAGGAGAAGCCAUUUUCUCAGAAGGAAGAGGCAGAAGUGAAGGUAUUGGCUUUGUCUCCACGCUGUUGGACCAUCUCUCCCCUUUGCUACCUUGAAGACCCUGCCAGAUUUUUUCCAUCCUCCCUCAGUCAGCAGCUGAGAAAGUUUGCAGACUUCUAUACCCAGAGUCGGAGCCACUUUGGGCUGGAGCAUACAAAGCCACAGCGUUUACAGUGGACAUGGCUGGGCCAUGCUGAGCUGGAGUACCAGGGCUGCAUCCUGCAGGUGUCCACCCUGCAAAUGUACAUUCUUCUGUGCUUCAACCAUGCUGAGGAAGUUUCUGUGGAGACAUUAUUAGAAGUCACAGGUCUCUCCCCUGUCCUCCUAAGUCAUGCACUGAAACCUCUGACAAAGGAGAGUGGGAUCCUCACCCAGAGGCAGAGUAUUUUGAGGCUGAAUGAGGGGACACUAGGCCAGGUGUCCAGUCAGCGCCUGUGGCUCUUGCCCAAACAGAUGUAUUUGAAUGUGGAAGAAAAUGAGAGCUGUGCUCUGGAGAAGAAGAGGAAUACCAUUUGCUGUCUCCUUGUCCAGAUCUUGAAGGAGGAGAAAGAGAUGCAUAUUGACAACCUGGUAUUCAAGGUGAUUGAUGCCUGCCAGAAACGGGAGUCUGGCUGUACCCAGAAGUUUUUGAACUUUUGCUGUAGUAGCACAGAUGUCCUCUCUUGCAUCCUGCAUCUGCUGAGCCAGGGUUACAUCCAACGCCAGGAGGACAGCCCACAUAUCCUGGAGUACAUCUCGGCAGAGCCCACCACACCUCACCGGGGCCAAGCUCAGCUCAUUUUUCAAAACAUUAAUUGCCAAAAACAAAAGUCGUCUUCUGAUAGAACCAACAGAUUGGAUACCUUUGGCCUUGGCACAGAACAGGUUCUGAUGGAGACAGUGCUCUUGCCUAUGGGACGCACAAUGAAUCAAGAAGAAGUUGAGCUGCUGAUGACCCAAACAGUGGAGAAGGUGUCAGAUACUCUAAGCAUGACUGCAGAUAUAGCUCAACAUCUGCUCAUACACUGUAAGUGGAAUGUGGAUGUUCUGAUUCAGCGCUACACAGAAGACCAAGACGUGCUGCUAUUUUCCUCAGGGCUGCAAGUGCGAAAUCCUCAGCCGCCUUCAAGCCCUGUCACCCACUGUCCAGUGUGUGUGAAUCCGCUGAGUGAAGCAGACAGUCUGCCCGUUCUCUGUUGCAUGCACUACUGUUGUAAGUCCUGCUGGAAUGAAUACUUGACUACUCGGAUUGAACAAAACCUGAUUCUGAAUUGCACAUGUCCCAUUUCUGAUUGCCCUGUGCAGCCCACUACUGACUUUAUCCGCUCUAUAAUUUCCUCCAAAGAGGUCAUUGCCAAGGUAAGCGGGGUAGUUGUAAAAUGCAGGCUUAGCAGAUUGAAAAACUGA